This is a messenger RNA of Pogona vitticeps (central bearded dragon), 597 nucleotides long. The record is from RefSeq and is a predicted model, not a curated record. NCBI's taxonomy places the organism in Eukaryota, Metazoa, Chordata, Lepidosauria, Squamata, Agamidae.
AUUGAGCAUCUGACAUCCCCAGGAGCCGGCGGCGGCGGCGGCGGCGGCUUGGCAGCCCCAGGAACGCCGCCGUAUCCCGGGCCCGGCGAAGCUUCCCGCUGCGCAUUGGAAAGGACGCGCCGGCCAGAAGCGGCUGCGCAGAGCUCGACUGCGGGGAAAAUGAGUGAACAGAGUAUUUGCCAAGCCCGGGCGUCAGUCAUGGUCUAUGAUGAUACCAGUAAGAAAUGGGUGCCAAUCAAGCCUGGACAGCAGGGCUUCAGCCGAAUCAACAUCUACCACAACACUGCCAGUAACACAUUUAGAGUAGUUGGAGUUAAACUACAGGAUCAGCAGGUAGUGAUUAAUUAUUCAAUUGUGAAAGGCCUGAAGUACAAUCAGGCAACACCGACGUUCCAUCAGUGGCGUGACGCACGGCAGGUUUAUGGACUGAACUUCGCUAGUAAGGAAGAAGCAACCACGUUCUCAAAUGCAAUGCUGUUUGCUCUGAAUAUCAUGAAUUCACAGCAAGAUGGAGGUAAGAGGAUCAAUCAUCUUUGCCCUUUCCCCACUUUCUAUAUGCCUUCUCUGUUGUCACGCAUCUCUUACUGUCUGGUUUAA